Sitodiplosis mosellana (orange wheat blossom midge) is the source of this 2241-nucleotide messenger RNA. RefSeq names its product allantoinase. Gene Ontology annotation, molecular function: allantoinase activity; cobalt ion binding; zinc ion binding. The transcript has 7 exons. The coding region runs from base 104 to 1516 and encodes 470 amino acids. NCBI's taxonomy places the organism in Eukaryota, Metazoa, Arthropoda, Insecta, Diptera, Cecidomyiidae. Gene Ontology annotation, biological process: allantoin catabolic process; purine nucleobase catabolic process. Gene Ontology annotation, cellular component: cytoplasm. The record is from RefSeq and is a predicted model, not a curated record.
AUUAGUUGUGUUUCAAACGAAUUGGCUUGCAUUUUGUUGUAAUAAAUUGGUUCAAGAAGUGGAAAAAAGAAUUGCGUUGUUCAAAACAGAUUGACAAAGAAAAAUGUUUCGUUUAUUUAUAAGUGAUUGCAUUUUUGUCAACGGUAAUUUUUAUAAUGGCGGCAUUCUGGUGAAUUACGAUGGUAAAAUCGAAGAAAUUUUCAAAGAUCGAGCAAAACUUGACGAAUGGUUACAUUCAAACGAUAAUUUUGAGAUCAACGAUUAUACAGAUUUGGUACUAAUGCCUGGACUAAUAGAUACUCAUGUCCAUAUAAGCGAACCAGGUCGCAGUGAAUUAGAAGGUUUUGAAACUGGAACGAAAGCAGCUGCCGCCGGCGGUUUCACCACAAUCAUCGAUAUGCCAUUAAAUGCGAUCCCACCAACGACGACCGUUUCCAAUUUAAUAGAAAAACAAAAGGCAACCUCGGGUAAAAUUUGCGUCGAUGUUGGAUUCUGGGGCGGUAUUAUCCCAGGCAAUGCAAACGAUUUGUGUUCACUGCAUGAAGCAGGUGUGGUUGGAUUUAAAUGCUUUCUUCAUCCAAGCGGAGACGAGACAUUUCCGUGUGUGACGGAAGAUGAAGUUGAAUUGGCUUGCCAACAAUUGGCCGAUUCAGAUGCAUUGAUUGCGUUUCAUGCGGAAAAGUGUAAUGAUGAUUGUGCCGUUGAAACAAAUGAUACUAAUGAUGACGAUGAAGAUGUUUACGAAUACAAUACGUAUUUGAAAACUCGGCCAGCUUCUCUAGAGCUGAAUGCUAUUGAAAUGGUGAUACGCGUUGCUAAAAAAUAUGAUAACAUUCGAGCGCAUAUCGUCCAUUUGUCUGCAGCCAGCGCAGUGCCGUUGAUAAAAGAUUUCCGAAAUGCUCAUGGAAAUCGUUUAACAGUGGAAACUUGUCAUCAUUAUUUGGUUCUAAAUGCUGAGGAUAUCCCUAGAUAUCGUUGCGAUUUCAAAUGUUGCCCACCAAUCCGGGAUCUAGAAAAUCAAACAGAACUGUGGGAAGCUAUAAAAGCUGGUGAUAUUAAUAUGGUCGUUUCAGAUCAUUCACCGAAUGUGCCAGAGAAGAAAUUACUCGUGGAAGGUUCACCGGAUUACGGGAAUUUUGUUGAAUCUUGGGGAGGUAUUGCCGGUGUACAGUUCGGUUUAUCAUUGUUCUGGACGGACUGUGGAAAAUACGGCCUACAUAUUGAAGAUAUGAUUCGUUUGAUGUGUGAAGAACCAGCGAAGCUGUGCAAAUUUGACCAUCGUAAAGGAAAAUUAGCAAAAGGAUAUGAUGCGGAUUUUUGUAUAUGGGAUCCAUCCGCUGAGUUUACGGUGACAGAGGAAAUGAUUCACUUCAAAAAUAAAGCCAACCCAUACAUGGGACAACGAUUAAGGGGUCGUGUACAUGCUACAAUUGUUCGUGGUCAAAUUGCUUACAAACGCACCACUGCGGAAACAUUCAAUUUCGUUGGCAGUUUAUUGAAAAAGAAAAAUGCAUAAAAUUUGUAUGGAGAAGUGAACGGGAAAAAAAUAGGUCUUGGCCAAUAAAUCGUUCAUGUGUAUCAUCUUUCGAUGCUCGAUGCAAUUUUGAGGCGUGAAGACAAUUUAAAAACAUAUACCAAAUGGUACCGCGAUUCCAUUUCAUUGGGUCCUGUUGCUGCACACGAUGACACAUGAGACGGAAUAUUUCACAUAUCGUCUGCCGUUCCGAUCAUUUGAAAAAUGCCCAUUGCGCCCGAAACGAGUGCAUGGAGAGAGGAAGAGCGACAUAGAGAGAGAGAGAGAUGCACACAGAGAACGAAUGGCACCAUGAUGAAUAGAAUGAACAAGGAUACACAACACACAAAAUGCAUUGAGAUAAAUGCGUUUGCUACAUGUGUCGUGCAUCUUUAAUGCAUGAAAUACACUGCGACUAAAUCCAAAAGGCUCCGGUAUUGUAUUAUCGUCAUCUGAUAUCGUCGUCGUCGUCGUCAUUGUUAUUUUUAAUGGUCAAUAAAAAAAAAGAAGAAAAUAGUCAUAGCAAUGAAUGUAUAUCCAAGCGUUUGUAUUUCAGCUUUAGAUUACAUAGUGAUUCGGUUUGUUCUUCUUCGUUUUCGGUUUUCUCGUUUUUUCCUCUCUUUAAUUUGAUUUGAGAGGGAAAAAAACUCAUUUUCAGGCUCCGAAGGUUUAAUCUGCUUGGCUGCUGAUUAGAUUAAAAUGAUAUGCUCAAUAUCAUAUUGAAGCUU